Messenger RNA from Chaetomium strumarium, 1566 nucleotides. Its product is annotated as 2-oxoacid dehydrogenases acyltransferase-domain-containing protein. The record is from RefSeq and is a predicted model, not a curated record. The transcript is spliced from 2 exons. Gene Ontology annotation, molecular function: dihydrolipoyllysine-residue acetyltransferase activity. Bases 139 to 1521 code for a protein of 460 amino acids. Lineage: Eukaryota; Fungi; Ascomycota; Sordariomycetes; Sordariales; Chaetomiaceae. Gene Ontology annotation, biological process: pyruvate decarboxylation to acetyl-CoA.
GUUCCUUCUCAAUUGGCAUCGAGGUCGCUGCCCGGACUCAUCUGGGGUGCAAUCCGGCUUUCCCGUUUGCGCAUUGAACGCUUUUUUUUCUGUUCCGCGCCCCAACCUUUUUCAGCCUUCCCUCACCACAUCUCCAAAAUGCUCGUCCCAGCGAUCCGGAGGCAAGCCCUCCAGUCCGCCAGAUUUGCGCGUGUUGCACUUCCCAGUUUAACAAGAUGGUAUGCUUCUUACCCGCCGCACACCGUUGUCAAGAUGCCCGCGCUCUCGCCGACAAUGACGGCGGGAAACAUCGGCGCGUGGCAAAAAAAGCCCGGCGACUCCAUCGCGCCCGGGGAGGUGCUUGUGGAGAUUGAGACGGAUAAAGCCCAGAUGGACUUCGAAUUCCAAGAGGAGGGUGUUCUCGCCAAGAUUCUCAAGGAAACUGGUGAGAAGGACGUCGCGGUUGGCAAUCCAAUCGCCGUCAUGGUUGAGGAAGGAACCGAUAUCAGCGCCUUCGAGGGGUUCUCGCUCAAGGAUGCCGGCGGGGAGGCUGCUGCUCCCGCCCCUCCGAAGGAGGAGAAGCCCAAAUCCGAAUCUGUUCCCGCUCCGGCACUGACCCCAGCUCCGGAGCCCGAAGACACCGGAUUUGGCGGCAAGCUCGAGCCUGCUCUUGAACGUGAACCCAACAUUUCUGCUGCGGCCAAGAGGCUGGCUAUCGAGAAGGGCGUGUCCCUGAAGGGCCUCAAGGGUACCGGGCCCGGCGGCAAGAUCACCGAGGAGGAUGUGAAGAAGGCUUCGUCUGCUCCUGCUGCUGCCGCCACCGCUGCGGUCCCGGGUGCCCUGUAUCAGGACAUUCCGAUCAGCGGCAUGCGCAAGACAAUCGCCGCGCGCCUCAAGGAGUCGGUGUCCGAGAACCCGCACUACUUCGUCACUUCCAGCCUCUCGGUAUCGAAGCUUCUCAAGCUGCGCCAAGCCCUCAACAGCUCCUCCGACGGCAAGUACAAGCUUUCAGUCAACGACUUCUUGAUCAAGGCCAUGGCUGUGGCCUGCAAGAAGGUUCCGGCGGUUAACAGCUCCUGGCGUGACGGCGUGAUUCGCCAGUUCAACACCGUCGACGUCUCCGUCGCCGUGGCCACCCCUAACGGCCUCAUCACCCCCAUCGUCAAGGGUGUUGAGGGUAAGGGCCUUGAAAGCAUCUCCAAUGCCGUCAAGGAGCUUGCCAAGAAGGCCCGUGACAACAAGCUCAAGCCUGAGGAGUACCAAGGCGGCACCAUCAGCAUCUCCAACAUGGGCAUGAACCAGGCCGUUGAGCGCUUCACCGCCGUCAUCAACCCCCCACAGGCGGCGAUCCUGGCCGUUGGCAGCACCAAGAAGGUUGCCAUCCCCGUGGAGAACGAGGACGGUACCACGGGCGUCGAAUGGGAUGACCAGAUCGUCGUUACCGGUAGCUUCGACCACAAGAUUAUCGACGGCGCGGUCGGUGCGGAGUGGAUGCGGGAGUUCAAGAAGGCCAUUGAGAACCCUCUUGAGCUGCUUCUCUAAAACUCCUCUCUCCAUUGCGGUUAGUGGACAAGGCUGUACGACGGG